Phlebotomus argentipes is the source of this 2439-nucleotide messenger RNA. RefSeq lists its product as uncharacterized. The transcript has 3 exons. Lineage: Eukaryota; Metazoa; Arthropoda; Insecta; Diptera; Psychodidae. Bases 1011 to 1775 code for a protein of 254 amino acids. The record is from RefSeq and is a predicted model, not a curated record.
GUGUCAUCGACGCGUGUUUUGUGUGAUCAGCAAAUUUGUGCAGAGACUCAGAGAGAUCCACAAAAUGCCUGGGAUUGCAAGUGUAGCUAAAGCUAAUCGAAAGCAACGCAAUGCUGAAUCAAUAAACAAUAAGUUUGUGGGGCUCUUGAAAGCCAAUCGGUGUCUGUGGGAUCUUAAUCAUCCGGGAAAUCAGUGUACUGAAUUGAAGAGUGUGGUUUGGGAAGAUGUGGCUUUUCGCAUGAAAUGGAGUGCAAGCCAAACUAAAGAGGAGUACGCCAAGCUCAGAGCUGUCUAUCAAUGCAAUCAGAAAUUAAGGAAUUUAAGGAAUUCAGGAAAUCUGAAUCUAUUGGACAAGUUGAGUUUCUUGAGCAAGUCUUUCCCUAAGAACGUCGUCAAGAAGCCAAUUGCAAUUAAAGCAGAUAGGGGAAGUCCAGCCAUAGAAGACAGUCAGAACUCCAGCUAUUCUGGGAAUCAUGAGAAUAGCACGGGCAGUUCGUUUGAUCGAGUGAAUCCGAUGGAAUUUGUGUUCCUAGAUCCGAAUGAUAUGGUCAGUAUUCCUGGGCAGACAGAAGGCCUUCAAGAGCAAGCGAUUCCGAGAAAUGAUGACUUGUCGAUCAGAUCAGUUCACUCCUUGUAUCCCAACGCAUCCAAUGGAUUCAGCAACCAAUCCACACACGUGGAGGAACAGAGUCUGCCCCAAGUGGCUUCUGUGGUAGUUCCUUGGACACUGCCAAGUUCUCAACCGUCUGGAUUCACGCUGGCGCUGGACGAGAAGCUGAGAUUGUUUCCGCCCAGAGCCAGGAUUAAGCUGGAGAAGGACAUUUUCGAGAUUGUCUCCAACGAGGCAGCCCAGUUAUUCCAUCAUUAACGGUGAAAAGACCGCCAAAAUUCAUGUCAAUCUUCCAUGCUGAAAACCUUUUAACUACCAUUUGUCAUCAUCAUCAGUAAGAAGAAUAAGAAUUUUGGCGUCUUGUGUCUGUGUUGCGAUUCUCAGGCAUUUGCGAUUAGACAUGUAUAUUGACGAGAAAUUCCUGACCCUCCUGAAGAUGCACAACUGUGUGUGGGAUCCUGAUCAUCCGGAAAACAGGAAUCCAUUCAUGAGGUACAAAACGUGGAAAAGAAUUGGUCAACAAAUGCAGGGUUGGCAAGUUACGAAGUGCAAAAAGAAGUACCGAGAGCUGAGAGACGAGUUGAGAAGGAUCUACACACAGAAGUGCGAAGAGAAGGAUUUGCCACUGAAGCGCAGGUUGGACUUCUUGAAGAAAUCUUUCAGGAAUUUGCCUCCGGAAGUGCCUCAAUUGGGAAGUCAUAGAAGCGGAAGUGUGCGAGGACGACCGCCGGGAAGCUCAAACCGCGUGGUAAAUCUGCGUAAUCGUAGUGUCAGUCUGCUGGAACCGGCUGUGGAUCCACUGUUUCUGGAUCCUGAUGAGAUGUACGAUGAUUCAGAGGUGAAGACGGAGGACUUUCCCAGUGACUUGGCGACUCUGCGGAUCGUGGAGCCAAGGGAGACCACCACGAGGAAUGAAGACUUUGAGAUUAGGUCAGUGCGCUCGAUGUUCCCCAAUGCUGUCAAUGGAUUCAGCAGCAAUUCCAGGGAAGUGGAGGAACAGAGACUGCCCCAAGUGCCAUCGGUGAGGUUACCAAGCCCGAAACCAUCGGGAUUUACGCUGGCGUUGGAUGAGAAGCUGAGACUGCUGCCGCCCAGAGUCAGGAUCAAGCUGGAGAGGGACAUUUUCCUGAUGGUCUCCGAUGAAGUGGCCAAAUUGUUUGAUUAACUCAUUUUUCUCUUCUCUCAAAAUCCACAAAUAUUGUACAACUGGUAGGAAGACAAAUGUUGAAUGUAUUGGACAUUUUAUAUGUAGAAAAAGUGGUUUUCUACCUCUAUUAAUUCACGAAUCGAUGCUAUUAGUUAUUCAGAGUGAACAGGAAAAGUGACUGAAUUCUCACACCGUGUCAUGAAGUGCAAAUUUAUGGUUUUCUCAUUUGAAUGUAUCUCUUAUCAUCUUGGGAAUGACGUUGCAAUGUCUGAGAAUCGCCAAAAUAAUUAUAAUUAUAAUACACGGUGGAAUUAAAUGCUACUCAAAUAGAAUCUAAUUUGAUUUGCAGUUGAUUGUUUUAUGUCAUUUAUCUGUGUAUUCUGGAUAAUCUUUUCAAAGACUGUGUGAAUAAGAUUUGCAUAGAUUUCCUGAAUACACUAAAAGUUCUAUUAUCAGUAAGUUCACGGCUAGAAAUGAAUGUCUUUGAAUAUAAAUGAUUUACCAACUUCAUGGCCUCUUUUUGUGGUGAUACUAUAGAUAAUACAUGAAUUAUGGACUCAUAAUUGUUAGACGUUUGCGCACAGUGAUUUUCUGCGGAUACGCGUGAAAUGUUCUGAACAUUUUCUAAUUUCUUUAGCAUAUAAUUCGUCAAUUUCUCAAAUUUGUAAUAAAUUGAUUUUUU